Phycodurus eques (leafy seadragon) is the source of this 561-nucleotide messenger RNA. RefSeq names its product myosin, light chain 13 (gene myl13). Lineage: Eukaryota; Metazoa; Chordata; Actinopteri; Syngnathiformes; Syngnathidae. Gene Ontology annotation, cellular component: myosin II complex. The transcript is spliced from 5 exons. Gene Ontology annotation, molecular function: calcium ion binding. The record is from RefSeq and is a predicted model, not a curated record. The coding region runs from base 1 to 561 and encodes 186 amino acids.
AUGGCCCCAAAGAAGAAGGACGAGCCCGCACCUGUGGCGGCUCCCAAAGCGCCAGAACCUGAGCGCCCCAAGACCCCCGCGUUCAACCCUUCGUCAAUCACGCUGGAAUUCACCCCCGAGCAAAUCGAAGACUUCAAAGACGCAUUCCAGCUGUUCGACAGGACUCCCAACAGCGAGAUGAAGAUCACCUACGGCCAGUGUGGCGAUCUCAUUCGAGCUUUGGGACAGAAUCCCACCAACGCCGAGAUCAUGUACGUGCUCGGGAGGCCCAAACCUGAAGACAUGCAGUCCAAGAUGCUGGACUUCGAGGAGUUCCUUCCCAUCCACCAGCACAUCUGCAAGGCCAAAGACCGGGGAACUUUCGAGGACUUCGUGGAGGGCCUGCGGGUGUUCGACAAGGAGGGUAACGGCACCGUCAUGGGCGCGGAGCUGAGACACGUCCUGGCCACGCUGGGUGAAAAGAUGCGAGAGGACGAGGUGGAGCAGCUGAUGCAGAACCAAGAGGAUGCAAACGGAUGCAUCAAUUAUGAAGCUUUUGUCAAAUACCUCAUGGCUUCUUGA